AUGGCUUACUCUUCAAUGGCAGUCCGCUGUUUUACUUCUCCGAAACCUCUGGGUGAGACGUUAGGCCGGAACACUCAAUCAACACUCGAGUACAGGAUGGCCGUCUCCAACACGUCAGCGGCCAUCAAGAAUCAGACACCAAACGGCACCGAGACGCCGCAGAAAAAAGGCAUCACCUUCGCCAAUCAGGAUUCGCUUCCCAAGCUUCCCAUCCCGGACCUUGAGAGCACCUGCAAGAAGUAUCUUUCUGUUCUAGAGCCCCUGCAGAGCCCAAAGGAACAUGAAGAAACAAAGGCUGCUGUGCAAGACUUCCUCAAGACAGACGGCCCCGAGCUGCAGGAGAAGCUCAAGAAAUACGCUUCCUCCAAGACGAGUUAUAUCGAGCAGUUCUGGUAUGAUUCUUACCUGAAUUACGACAACCCCGUCGUCCUGAACCUCAACCCCUUCUUCCUUCUCGAGGAUGACCCGACUCCGGCAAGGAACAACCAGGUCACCCGAGCUGCAUCCCUCGUCGUCUCGGCGUUGUCUUUCGUUCGAGCCGUCCGAAGGGAGGAACUCGCCCCUGACACGGUCCGAGGCACCCCUCUCUGCAUGUACCAGUACUCUCGUCUGUUCGGAACGGCGCGAGUACCUACUCAGGAUGGGUGUGUCAUUGGACAAGAUUCCGCUGCCAAACACAUUGUCGUCCUCUGCCGCGGCCAGUUCUACUGGUUCGAUGUGCUCGAUGACAACAACGACUUGAUCAUGAGCGAGAAGGAUGUUGCUGUGAACCUGCAGGUGAUCAUCAACGAUGCCCAGCAGACGCCCAUUCAAGACGCCGCAAAGGGUGCUCUUGGUGUUUUGAGUACGGAGAACCGGAAGGUGUGGUCGGGAUUGCGAGAGAUCCUUACCAAGGAUGCUGGAUCCAACAACGCAGAAUGCCUCAACAUUGUCGACAGUGCCCUCUUUGUUCUCUGCCUUGAUUACACGGAACCAUCGAACAUGGCAGACCUUUGCGCGAACAUGCUAUGUGGAACCAGUGAGGUUGUCAAGGGCGUUCAGAUCGGUACCUGCACCAACCGAUGGUACGACAAGCUUCAGAUCAUUGUCUGCAAGAAUGGAAGCGCCGGCAUCAACUUUGAACACACCGGCGUGGAUGGCCAUACGGUCCUGCGUUUUGCAAGUGAUGUCUACACCGACACCAUCCUCCGCUUCGCAAAGACUAUCAACGGAAACGCACCGAGUCUGUGGGCGACCACCAGUCCCGACCCAGCCAAGCGUGACCCGCGCAGCUUUGGCAAUGUCAGCACCACUCCUCGCAAGCUGGAGUGGGACAUGGGUCCGGAAUUGAGCAUUGCUUUGCGAUUCGCCGAGUCGCAUCUGGCUGAUCUCCUCCAGCAGCACGAGUUCCAGGUCCUCGAUUUCGAGGGAUAUGGAAAGAACUUCAUCACGUCGAUGGGAUUCUCCCCUGACGCUUUCGUCCAGAUGGCGUUCCAGGCCGCCUACUACGGUCUGUACGGUCGCGUGGAGAACACAUAUGAGCCGGCAAUGACCAAGGUCUUCCUCCAUGGCCGAACGGAGGCUAUCCGUACGGUUACGCCGGAGGCGCUGCAGUUCGUCAAGACUUUCUGGGGCGAAAACCCGCCCGAACAGAAGGUGGAUGCGCUGAAGAAGGCCACGGAGAAGCACACUGCUCUGACGAAGGAAUGCUCGAAGGGGCAGGGUCAGGACCGACACCUGUACGCGCUCUACAGCGUCUGGCAGCGUUCGUUCGACGAGGCCCACUCUGUCAGCAACAGUGCGGAACUCAGCUCGAACGGCUCCUUCAGCCCUCUAGAGAACGGCUCGAUUGGCGAUUCUCCGAAACGGUCGUCGACUCCGUCGGAGGACGGUGCGUCGUCCAACGGCUAUGGCAGCGUCCGUGGCAUGAGGAGCGUGCCGAUGACCCCCGCGAUUUUCAACGAUGCUGGCUGGGAUAAGAUCAACAACACCAUUAUUUCGACCUCCAACUGCGGCAACCCGUGUCUGCGCCACUUCGGCUUCGGCCCGACCUCGGGCGAUGGGUUCGGAAUCGGAUACAUCAUCAAGGACGACUCGAUCUCCAUCUGCGCCUCGUCUAAGCACCGCCAGACGGCCCGACUGAUGCACACGCUUGAGUCGUACCUGCUGGAGAUCCGGAAGCUGCUGCGCAUGACGAACCGGAAGACGAUGAGCCCGCGGACCAGCCGUGCGCGCGAGAUGGAAUCGAUGACGGAGCGCUACCACGGCGAUUACCGACGCGGCCGGAUCAUCCGGGGCGGCGAGGUGUACGUCCGGGGUACGGAUACGCCGACGACUGACAGCGGGGAGAUGGAUGAGGAUGGCAUGGGUGGAUAUGGCUUCUUCGAUGCGGGAAUGCUGCUGCACGCCCUCAAGGGGCUCCAUGCCGAGCGGGAGCGGGGCGGCGAGAAGCCCCAGCGACGACGGCCAGUCGGCAAGAAGCUGUCGCUAACGGAUUAUUGA
Paecilomyces variotii is the source of this 2481-nucleotide messenger RNA. RefSeq names its product carnitine acetyl transferase. The record is from RefSeq and is a predicted model, not a curated record. Gene Ontology annotation, cellular component: mitochondrion. The transcript is spliced from 3 exons. Bases 1 to 2481 code for a protein of 826 amino acids. Gene Ontology annotation, molecular function: carnitine O-acetyltransferase activity. Lineage: Eukaryota; Fungi; Ascomycota; Eurotiomycetes; Eurotiales; Thermoascaceae. Gene Ontology annotation, biological process: carnitine metabolic process.